AAAAUAUCAAACCUCCUCUUGUUGUGAGAAAAGAGUAGAGCUAACUCAACUUCCAAGUCCUUAAAACUACCGAAAAUGGCUGCCUCUGUUAUACUCUCUACUUCUUUCUCUCCAACCCAUCAUCCAUCCUUGUUCUCUUCCUCUUCUUCCAUUUCAUUAUCCAAACCAAAAUCCACUUCUCAACGCUUCUCAUCUCCAAAUUCAAAACCACUAUCUUUCUCUCACAGGUUCAACUUCAGCUUCGUUACCCAUUCUUCAGUAAAGGAAAAAGACACCACCUUCGUGGGAGAGGAUUCCGCAGCUUUUAAUUUGACUGAACAGAAAAUAACUUCAUGGAUUUAUUUCGCCGCAAUUUUGGGAGUUGUUCUCUUCAUUCUAAAUGUGGUAUGGAUUGAUAACUCAACUGGCUUUGGUAAAGCUUUCGUCGAUGCUGUUUCAGGGCUCUCCGAUUCUCACGAGGUGGUAAUGUUGAUCCUAAUUCUCGUAUUUGCCGUUUUCCACAGUGGCAUGGCUAGCCUACGGAAUACCGGUGAGAAAAUCAUUGGUGAAAGAGCUUUUCGGGUUAUUUUUGCAGGGAUAUCACUACCUUUAGCUGUCACCACUAUUGUGUAUUUUAUUAAUCACAGAUAUGAUGGAAUUCAACUCUGGCAGCUCCAGAGUACUCCGGGGAUUCAUCAACUUCUGUGGCUUUCCAAUUUCAUCUCUUUCUUUUUCCUAUAUCCUUCAACCUUUAAUCUUUUAGAAAUUGCAGCAGUUGACAAGCCUAAAAUACAUCUAUAUGAAACUGGCAUCAUAAGAAUAACCAGGCAUCCACAGAUGGUUGGUCAGGUAAUCUGGUGUCUUGCUCAUACAAUUUGGAUUGGAAAUUCUGUGGCUGUUGCAGCUUCAAUUGGCUUAAUUUCACAUCAUCUAUUUGGUGCUUGGAAUGGAGAUAGGCGAUUAGCUCAAAGACAUGGAGAAGAUUUUGAGAUCGUUAAGCGUCGAACAAGUAUUGUCCCUUUUGCAGCAAUCCUUGAUGGCCGUCAAAGAUUACCUGCGGAUUUCUACAAGGAGUUUAUUAGAUUACCAUACUUAGUAAUUACUGCAUUAACACUAGGAGCUUACUUUGCACACCCUCUUAUGCAGACUGCUAGUUUCAACCUCCAUUGGUAGGUGGAAAGAAAAUAUCAUAUCGUUUUCAUGUAAAAUCUAAUGUAUAGUAGCGAAACGCGAAUGCCACGUGCUGUAGUGUGCAUCAAUAGACAGGGUCACAGGGAUGAAAGAUCAAAGAAAAUAAAAUAGAAAUGAUUGGAAAAAUAGACCAAAUUGAUAUUUCAUAACUAAAUUAUAACUUAAAUUGGUUGCUGAUGUGUAACUAAACAA
Messenger RNA from Medicago truncatula (barrel medic), 1362 nucleotides. Its product is annotated as 15-cis-zeta-carotene isomerase, chloroplastic. The transcript has 4 exons. The record is from RefSeq and is a predicted model, not a curated record. Gene Ontology annotation, molecular function: 9,15,9'-tri-cis-zeta-carotene isomerase activity. Gene Ontology annotation, cellular component: chloroplast. NCBI's taxonomy places the organism in Eukaryota, Viridiplantae, Streptophyta, Magnoliopsida, Fabales, Fabaceae. Gene Ontology annotation, biological process: carotene biosynthetic process. Bases 76 to 1152 code for a protein of 358 amino acids.